Molecule: messenger RNA, 13690 nt
Organism: Paramuricea clavata
Lineage: Eukaryota; Metazoa; Cnidaria; Anthozoa; Malacalcyonacea; Plexauridae
Source: the annotation of a GenBank genome assembly
UGCAGAAAAGCGUAAAAUAUGACUUCCGACCGCAAAAAAAAAUAAAAUAGUAUAUGAAUUUUUAUUUCAGAUGGUGCAUAUUCAUAUGAAGACAUGGGUGGUAAGUGUAAUGGAUAACUUGCAUGUUAGACUAAAUUGUAAUCUAAGUAAAGAGAAGGGAAUCAAACAUCACAGCUAAAAGGAACGCAAUGAAAUUAGUAAAAUUGCAUAAUUUGGUUGCGAAAUGUUGUAAAGCUUGGAAAAUAUAGCCUGACGCGUUGCAACUUUUCCAAAUUUUGUAUAUGUUUGUAUUACGUGCGGAAAUUGUUACCAUUUUCGGCUAGUGAAAGUAGUGAAAGUAGCCAGCCAGACAUUGCGAAAAAUAGCGGUGCUUUUAUGCAGACUUUUAUACAAAACGAAAAUGUGAUUUCCGAGAAUCUGAUGGGGUACAUGACGCUUUGAGAUACGCUUUGGUACAGAUUAUUUGUAUCAGUUGUAAUUGUUUUCGUUUUCUAGGAUCAGGUUUCGUACAGUUUGAUGAAACUAUAGUUCAAAAAAAAGGUCAGUAUAGAGAUAAACCAAGAGGUUGAAAGCUACAUAAGACUCUGUAGCUCAGACAGUACGUGGUCAGAGCGCUCCACUAGAAUCGUAGGUUCCAUUCCUUUCAGAGAACCUAAUGGGGGAGGGAGUUGAGCAACGGGGUGCAUAGCAGCGCCGAACAAGCUGCAACAUAGAUCUUGUCUUAUUUAAUUCAAAAUUCUUGUUUUUAGUCGUAUUUAGUUCAAAAUCCUUGUUUUUAAUUAAUCCUUGUUUCAAUUACAUUACUGUCAUUUGUUCCAUGCAAUUUAAAUUUCUGGGGGUGCAAAUUUUUCUAGGUGGGGUGGGGAAUCUUUCUGUGGGGUGGGGAAUCUUUCUGUGGGGUGCAAAAUAUUUACGUGGGGUGCGCCCCCCCCCCUCCCCCCCAACACACACACACCAGAAAGUCCGUCUAUGAAAUCUUGAAUCUUAAUCUUAGUGACAAUACGCCAGACGGGCUAGAAAACUCUCACCAUUUGACCAUUCAUUGCAUGCGUUGCAUUUUAUAGCGCGUUCAGGUUCAUUGCCACCACAACCUGUUUCGACUUUCUUUCCUACGAAGGGUAAGUUUGUUUCCCGCACUCGCACUUCUUGCACACUGCACUGGUAGGCGCACUUUAUAUGAGUAGAGACGCACUUUAUACGAGUAGAGACGCACUUUAUAUGAGUAGAGAGACGCACUUUAUACGAGUAGAGGCGCACUUUAUAUAAGUAGAGAGACGCACUUUAUACGAGUAGAGACGCACUUUAUCUAAGUAGAGAAACGCACUUUAUACGAGUAGAGACGCACUUUAUAUGAGUAGAGAGACGCACUUUAUACGAGUAGAGACGCACUUUAUAUAAGUAGAGAAACGCACUUUAUACGAGUAGAGACGCACUGUAUAUAAGUAGAGAGACGCACUUUAUACGAGUAGAGACGCACUUUAUAUUGGUAGAGAGACGCACUUUAUACGAAUAGCUAGAGACGCACUUUAUACGAGUAGAGAUGCCUUUAUACGAAUAGAGACGCACUUUAUACGAGUACAGACGCACUUUAUACGAGUAGAGACGCACUUUAUACGAAUAGAGACGUACUUUAUAGGAAUAGAGACGCACUUAAGGCCCGUUUACACUUGCAAAUUUCGAACCGAUUUCUAGUGCGAUUUUCUACUUCUGAUGGAUGUGAACGAGUAGAGGAAUAAUGAAUGUUCUGAGUAUAUGUUACUUCGUCUGAACAUUCAUCACUUAUCCACUCGUUCACAUCCGUCAGAAGAAGAAGAAAUUCGCAGCAAAAAUUGCAAGUGUAAACGGGGCUUUGAUGCACAUAUUAAUACUGCGCAGUAACUGUUGAAUGGACGUUGCACUACACGCAUAAAAAUCUCAUAUCUUGUAGCAAGUCUGCCAACAACAACCUGUCAACAAGUUGUCUUCGCACUGCUUGUCCCAAGUUGUCAACAAGUUUGGAACAAGCUGUUAACAACUUGUAACAACCUUGUUGAUAUUAUCAGACUUGUUGCAAGGUUGCUCCAACAAGUCCGAUACAGUCAUGGUAUAACAAUAUUGUUAUAACCUUGUGUCGUCAACCUUGUAACAUUCUUGUUAUAUUAUGACUGUGUCAGACUUGUUAUAUACAGAACAACCUUGUAACAAGUCUGAUAAUGCCACUUGUCAAGCUUACAAGGUUGUUCUAACAAGUCUGAUCCUGUAAUUCAACAAUUUGUCAACAAGUUGUGAGUGGCAACCUUGUAGCAACUUGAUAAAAUAACAGUAUGUCAGCAUUAGGGUCAUUUAUUCGGAACAAAAUAAGACGCGACUUCCAUAAGACGCGACUUAGGUAAGACGCGAGUUUGUCGUAUAAAAGGUACAAAAUUCUUAUGUAAGACGCGUCUUGGAUAAGACGCGUCUUGCAUAAGAACAGGUCUUUUAGCUGUUCUUAUUUAAGUCGCGUCUUAAAUAAGAAAUUUUGGACAAAAAGUCUAACUACACAUGCCAGAAACUUGAAACAACGUAAAAUUUAAUGCCUUGCAUAUUAAAACAAAAACAACCAAAACAACAUUAUAGCUAUAGCAAAUAAAUAAGACCAAAGCCGUAGAGAACCAUUUAUGCGAUAACUCCACUUAUUUAAGUCGCGUCUUAUGUAAGUCGCGACUUAUUUUGUCACGUAUAAAUGGCCCUAAUGUUACAACUUGUUGACAAGAUUGCUACAAGCCUGUUCGAACACAUCUUGUUGACAAGUUGUGAGGUUUUUACGCGUGUAGCCACGGGUUGAAAUUUUAAAAAGUUUUAGUCGUUUAGCCUACCAGGGAAUAAGAUUUGCAUAUAUUUUGAUUGUUUUGACUAAUUAACAAAAUGGUUAAUUUUAUUGGUUAAAACGAUCAUUUUUAACUGCAUGCUUUUCUCAGAUGCACCCAGGCACAGAAUAAAGACAUACAGAAGUGUAACUUCCAUUACAAAACCGUAAGGCGCUUUUUACCGAAAUAGCUGGCGGCCAUGUUCUUAGCAAGUGCCCUAAAGAGAGGCAUUCACCCCCCUGGAAUAUUAAAUUUUCAAUAUGUUUUCAGGGGGGUGACUGCCUCUCUUUAGGGCACUUGCUAAGAACAUGGCGGACUGAAAAAAUCCCUUACGCACUUUUAAUAAGAAGAUACACUUCUGUAUGUCUUUAUUCUGUGACCUAGGUGACCAAUUUUUUUUUGGUCAUUUCAACCAAUAAGUUUUCGCAAACCCAUGCGAGUAGCCUAUCCGAAUAUAGUCGAACAUUUUGUUUAAGGUAUUCUUGCCAGUGAUUUAGUUCAUUUUUGAUUUUGUUGAUAAUAUACUCUCAGUGAACAUUUUUCCUUCUGGUUUUAUAUAUAUAGCUCGCUCAAAAUCAUUGUAUGAUCAUCGCGCGUUUCCACAAGUCAUGGGUAAGUCGUAGGUCUCCUAUAUCUAUGAGGGAAGUAUAGCCUGCGUGGCAGGCGGGGUUUUUUACGGGCAGCGAAAAUUAGGGAGGCAAACCUUAAUUUUCGCUGCCCGUAAAAACCGUCUGCCAGGCUUGGGUAGGUAUAUAUCCCAUAGAUAUUUGAUAUACACUAGAUAGCGCAUCUCUUUUAGUAAAAUUGAAGCCAAGAAUAUUCCAGCGAUUACCCCCAUUUGAAUAGAUGUCGGCCAUGUUGGUCGUUCCCACUCGCUAAUAAACGCUUAAAAACAAGUAAAACAACAAUAACUUUCAUUAUUUGAAUAAUUUAAAAACGUAUUUGGAAUAGGGUUAACUUAAUGUUUAAGUUCCCUGUUUAAGAAAUAGAAAACAUACGAAUCUUCUCAUUUCAUGGGAACGACCUGAGUAUGCAAUCACGGCUUCAAUUUUUGAAUUGCAGAAUAAUUAGAUGCACUAUCUAGUGCAUACAAGAUAUCUAUGAUAUAGCCCUUGUGAACCUUCAACGGUUUGUUCUCGUGUAGGUUGCGCCGAUAAUAAGAAAUCUUCGAAUUUAUAGGGAUACAACUACCUGAAAAAUACAAGGAGAUGGACUCCGGUCAACCCUUUCUAUAUAAAGGAACGGCCUCCUCACCAAAAAGCCUCCUCUCCAAAUUCGUGUGGGAACCCCAAUAAUCGUCCAUUUUUUGUUUAAAUCAGACUAUUUUCCUACGUUUUCUAGACCGAGCGUCGACGUCAACUUUUAAACAUCGCGCACUUCCGGAAAUACCUGGUGAGUAUAUGUGAUAGAGGGAGAACGAGCGACACUUUCCAAAGUUAGUAAAUAUAAAUUAGACACCUAUAUACUGCAGUCCUUUCUAACUAAAGUCAACUACCUUAACACGAAGAGAUCUGAAAAUUGCCAAGAAGGUUUGGGAAAUGACCAAGUUAGAAAAAAGUUUUAUACAUAUAAAUGUAUCAACAUUGUACAGCGCAGAUACAGUCACAGAAUAGAGGGAUGAUGGAUUCUUGCACUUCACUUGGUGGAAUUAAUGUUAGAAUGUUAGGGUUUGUAAUCCAAGUGAGAAUAUAUACAUUUUAAGACCUAACCAGGAACGACUGCGAAAAAUGCAGCACAAGGUCCUCUGGUAGGAAUUGAACCUACGGCCCUGCGAUUCCGGUAUAUAUUCUGUAUAUAUUCUGUAUAUAUAUAUAUAUAUAUUCUCACUUGGAUUACAAACCCUAACAUUCUAACAUUAAUUCCACCAAGUGAAGUGCAAGAAUCCAUCAUUGAAGUCCACCUUAUCACAACCCGCACAUCCGAUUACCUAUAUAUACAUGAACUUACGGUUACAGCUUAACAGCUGGCCUCUGUAGCUCAGUUAGUUAGUUAGCACUGCACCGGAAUCGCAGGGCCGUAGGUUCAAUUCCUACCAGAGGACCUUGUGCUGCAUUUUUCGCAGUCGUUCCUGGUUAGGUCUUAAAAUGUAUAUAAUCACUUGGAUUACAAACCCUAACAUUCCAGUCACAGAAUACAUGCAGUAAACAUUCUAAAUAAGGUACCUCAGUGCAAUGAUCCGAUUGCAGAUCGUCACGUUUCCAUUCAUAUCAUGCUUAAAUGUGUGCUUUAUUUGUACUUUUAGGCGAUUCACAAUGCAGUCCUGGUAAUUAUAUCAAUGUGCAUGUAGAUGGUAAGUUCUUCCUAAAUGUCCAGUAAGGAUCAUCUCUUAAAAUCAGGGUUGCCAGAUUGGUGAAUAAAUAAGCCAAAGAUUGUUAUAUAUAAACGUCCCUUUUUUUCGAACAAAGAAAACAAAAGGUUAUGAUAAUAAUAUUUGGCUUAUUUAUUCAGCAAUCUGGCAAACCUGCUUAAAAUGCGACUAACCCAUAGAUAUUUUAUAUACACUAGAUAGCGCAUCUCUUUUAGUAAAAUUGAAGCCAAGAAUAUUCCAGCGGUAUACCCCCAUUUGAAUAGAUGGCGGCCAUGUUGGUAGUUCCCACUCGCUAAUAAACGCUUAAAAAACAACAAUAACUUUCAUCAUUUGAAUAGUUUAAAAAUGUAUUUGGAAUAGGUUUAAUUUAAUGUUUAAGUUCCCUGUUUAAGAAAUAGAAAACACACGAAUCUUCUCAUUUCAUGGGAAUAUCCUGAGUCUGCAAUCACGGCUUCAAUUUUUCAAUUGCAGAAUAAUUAGAUGCACUAUCUAGUGUAUAUAAGAUAUCUAUGGACUAACCCCGAAUAUAAUUUUUGGUAUUUGGGUCAUUCUAAGAAGAAAUGUAAUAUAUCUUUAUAGUAAAAAACCUCAUCUUGAUCAACCUUUUCUCUGCCAAAGUGUCCAGAUAUGAUGUCAUUAGGUGAAUUUUUGGUGCAAAAAAGCAAAGGAAAACUAAUUUGCAAUUCACCUAAUGACAUCAUAUCCGGUAACUUUGACAGUGAAAAAGUUGAUCAAGAUGGGAUUUUUUAUUAUAAAGAUAUAUUACAUUUCGUCUUCGAAUGAUCCAAAUAUUACACAUACCAAAAAUCAUAUUUGUCGCACUUUAAUUAUUGUCCUUGUGUUACUGCAAGAGCUCCACUGUUUUUGUCUGUGCCAACAUUUCGUGUCUUGACUCAUUUGAUUAGCGAUGCGGUCCAUUAGAAAAAACCUGGAAUUAGCUGGAAAAAUGAUAUAAAAACUGUUUACCGCCUUCAUAGCUAUAUUGCACGUCAACAGACCUUUCCCCUUAUGAGUGAAAUUUUGAUCUAGACAAGCCUGGACAAAAAUUUCAUCACAGCUUGAAAGAGCAUCACAAAAUUGGUAAUAUUCCGAAGUUUCGUUGCGAAAUGUUGUAAAAUGCGGAUAAUAUAGCCCUGCGAAGUUUGCCGUUUUUCAGUCAUUUUGUAUUACAAACGGGAAAUUGUUAAUCAGAUGAUCAAACUGAUUACCAAUUUCCCAUUUGUAAUAUAAAAUGACUGAAAAAGGCGAACUUCGCAAGGCUAUAUUAUCCGCAUUUUACAACAUUUCGCAACGAAACUUUGAAAUAUUACUAAUUUUGUGAUGCUCUUUCAAGCUGUGAUGAAAUUUUUUUUCCAGGCUUGUCUAGAUCAAAAUUUCACUCAGGAGGGGAAAGGUCUAUUCCGCCAUCUUGGUUUUACUUGCGCAAUUGGCCGUAUCACAGAAUAGGAAGGUACGGCAGAAGCGUAACUUGAGUCGGUUCCUUUAUUGUUUUACGUCCACGAAAAUUUUAACUCGCUCACGCCAUCCUGGCUAGUACAACCGGAAGUUUUUAUCAGGUUUUGGUAGGUACAAUGUGCCGGGUUGUACUAGCCAGGAUGGCGUGAUUGAUGACGAAUUUCUUGUAAAAACGCGGACAAACACUUGCUUGAGUUACACAUCUGCUAUACCUUCCUAUUCUGUGGCCGAAUGACUGAAGUUGUUGCUCCAGACAUAUGCCCGGAGCUCGCUGCCUCGCCAAACGCUUAUUGAAAUUCACGUGUAUGUUUUUAGGCCGUGUAGACUCUGUUCAACAGCGUCCACUGCCGACACCACCUAAUGCGGCUGGUGGUACGUACAUUUCUGAAGGUGAAUAUCUCAAUCCCGUUGACCAAGACAUAGGGAGACGCACUGUGAGAAACAAGUCCAUCGCAGGUCAGUUGAGUGAAACAGAGGCUUGGAUAAAAGAAUAUUUUUCCAGAAAAAAUUUUUUUUCUUUUGUUAAUAAAAGAAAAUUUUCAGUAAUAAAAGAAGAUUUUUGGCAUUCGAAAAAUAUACGAUGACGUCAUGAUAUUGGUAAAAACACAUCUUUGUUUGACGUCAUCACGUCAUUUAGGUGUAUCAUGUUAAAUUUUUAAUAUAACUUUGAUCAGUUUUACGUAAUCAUUCCUUCUCUUGAAUCUCUACUGGCGCUAUACUACCGUUACUGUGACCUCCACUGGUGAGGGUAAUAUUUUAUUACUUUAUUUUGUCAUUAUUAAAAUAUUUGUUUAAUAUAGUAACAAAUUCAAAAAUUCUUGAUUUCAAAUUAAUAAUAUAAAAAUCCAAAAUAAAAGAAGAAAUUUGGCAAAAACAAAAUCUUCUAUUAUUAUAAAAGAAAAUAAAAGAAGAAAUAAUAACUUUGGUGAUUUUUUAUCGCAAUCAUUCCAUAAAGGUGUCAUUUGAAUCUAGCUAAAAGCAUAAUCUUUAUAAACGUAUAGGCGGCUUUCCUCAAUGCAAGAAUAUGUUUACUAUAAGCUAAUAAGCCUAAGGAAAUAAUUUAUGACAGUUCUCGACAAAAUCGGGAGAUUUUUCCAAAGUAUGAUUUUUCUUGCGGAAACAAUCGGUUUUCUGGUUUGCCCACCUUGAGAGCUCAAUGGUAAGAUUUACUAUGCUUAUACCACCUGGGUCAAUGUUGUUAAAAUGUGUACUCAAUGUCUACUUUUAGAUGGUCCCGAUAGCUACGUGGAUAUGCAAUGUAAGUUAUUAAAUAUUAUUUUCACUAGAUAGUUCUACCAGUUCUAAACUGUUCUUCCUAGAGAUCCAGUAAAGAUCAUGUCUUAUUGAUCCAGUGUUACUACAGGAGGAAACCUAAACUAACUUUAUUUCUACUGGAUAGUUCUAUCAGUUCUAAACUGUUUUUCCUAGAGGUCCAGUAAGGAUCAUCUCUUAUUGAUCCAGUGUUACUACAGGAGAAAACCUAAACUAAGCGAACUUUAUUUUGACUGGAUAGUUCUAUCAAUUCUAAAAUGUUCUUACUAUAGAGGUUAGAUUAGGACCAUCCUUUAUUGCUCCAGUGUUACUGCAGAGGGAAAUUGAUAAACCUGCAUGGUCACGGGGAAAAAUCCUGCAGUAAUGGACCAUUUGCAUUAUAGACUAAAUUUUGGUCUAGACAAAAAUUUCAUCACAGCUUGAAAGAGCAUCACAAAAUUAGUAAUAUUCCAAAGUUUCGUUGCGAAAUGUUGUAAAAUGCGGAUAAUAUAGCCUUGCGAAAUUUGCAAUUUUCAGUCAUUUUGUAUUACAAACGGGAAAUUGAUGCCCAACACCCGAUUGGGCUGUCAAUUUCCCGUGCGUAAUACAAAAUGACUGAAAAACGGCAAACUUCGCAAGGCUAUAUUAUCCGCAUUUUACAACAUUUCGCAACGAAACUUCGGAAUAUUACUAAUUUUACGAUGCUCUUUCAAGCUGUGAUGAAAUUUUUGUCUAGACUUGUCCAGAUAAAAAUUUAGUCUAUAAUGCAAAUAGUCCAAUGAUAAAGUCAAAUUUGAAGCACUUACUUUACCAGGGAUGAAAGUUGAUAAACUUGCCCUCUGAUGAACUGGUUCAAAUUUUGAUGAAAGGUUUUGCUAUACGCGCGCGGUAAUAUCCAAUCAACUCUCCCCAAUAACGUAUUGUUUUUCAAAAGCUGGAGAGAAAGGUGAUACAGUAUAGUAUCGAAGGAUGCUCUAGUCAAGAAGUUAUAAAAUGAAAAUUUGAUUGAAAAGCACUGUUUAUAAUUUUAGCUCCGCAGAGGAGACUCGAACGUAUUGAAUCAGGAGUAGGUAAGUGUCAUUUAAUAGUUCUUUCUAACGAUGAUCAGGUGGGCAUAUUGUGGGUAACAAGAGAUAUCCAUUCCAAAGGGGGGAUAGGGGCUAAAACGCCCCCCCCCCCCUCCUGUUGGAGAACUCUAGCUUAUCUGGGAAGAAGCUAUUUUCUUUAACCAUGUACCAGUGUGUUUUGUUGUGCUGUUAAACACACUCUUAAGCCUGUUUUUCACUAGGCGGAAUUUAGCGCGCGGAGUGGAAUUUUUCUUUGUCUUUUCUAAUUAGUUCCACCCGAGAAAUCACAAGACAAAGAAAAAUUCCGCUCCGCGCGCAAAAUUCCGCCUAGUGGAAAACCGGCUUUAAAGACUAUUGUAUUCCGCCGCAAAGUUUCAAGAUACAGGAAGUACCGUUUCAGAGACCUAAAAUUAAGAAAGAGGAGUGCAACUUUAUUGUGAUACAGUGCCAAAAAUAAUUCAUGCACAACUAACUAUUCCCCUCCGGGAGCUGACAUUAAGUGUAUAUUAUUUUUGCUUUCAGCACUUUCUCCCCCUUUGUCGCCAAACGAAAGUUACGAAAAUAUCACGCCGCCAUCUUUUCUUUCGUCCUAUGAAAAUAUGGAACCAAGUAAGUGAAGAUAUUAAUUUCCUUCUUGUAAAAGGGUGAUUAAGAAGAGUCACACAACAACAACCAAAGCAAACUCCUUCAAAUAACUUCCUGUGAAGAAAAAUUGUUGUGCAUUAUUUAAUAAAAUACAAAACAAGUGAAACUCCAAAAAUCGAUAACAUUUUUAUUUAUCUACGUUUCGACUGUAUUUCAGUCAUCAUCAGGAUAAACUUAUCCUGAUGAUGACUGAAAUACAGUCGAAACGUAGAUAAAUAAAAAUGUUAUCGAUUUUUGGAGUUUCACUUGUUUUGUAUUUUAUUAAAAUACUCAGUGGUUCUAAAAUUUUUUUCAUUAUUUAAUCAUAGACAGAUUUUCAAAUUUUGCUCGGGGGGGGGGGUCAGUUAAUUUAUGGUUUUUAGCGUAAGCUCUAUUCGUCAUGAUUCGUAACUCAGCAAGUACCGUAAACAGAAGCAGUCCCCCCUGGAAUUACUAAAAAUGGCGCACGUCCAGGGGGGUGACUGCUUCUGUUUACGGUACUUGCUGAGUUACGAAUCAUGACGAAUAGAGCUUACGCUAAAAACAAUGGAGAUGGACUUCUGCGUAGUAUUCUGUGAUGGAGGUGAGCGACGAGACGCAUAGCGCCGUUGAACAAGCUGAAGCAAGGUCUGGGGGCACAGUUGCUAAUGGGAGUAAGAGGGUAAAGCCCCUGUAAAUUUUGAGAUUUUUGGUCUGACUUAGUUCAAAAUCCUUAUUUCAAUGACACAACUGUCAUUUAAUCCAAUCAGCAUUUGAGUCAAAAGAAUUAUAUUCUGAUUUCUGUUCGUGUUUUUAUCUUCAACUUCGCUCUUUCGGCAUCGUUUUUUUUCAAAAAUAUAUUUUUAACCAGUUUAAAUAUAGAAAGAGUAUUUGCUAACCUGUAAACAGUCGCUGGGAGUUUUUUCAUUGUGUUUUUAUUGCCGAUAAAGGAUAUAAAGCGAAUAACUUGCAGUUUUCUCGUACGCAAAACUCCGGUAAUUUUUGCGCCGCCAUAUAAUAAACUCUGAUAUAUUUAUUUUUAGAUGCUUUUAACAAUAACAGUCCAAACUUGGGUAAGUUGGAAGUGAAUUUUAUUGCAAUGAUUUUUCUAGUACAGUCGAACCUCUAUUAAGCGGCCCUCCAUUAAGCGGCCACCCUCUAUUAAACGGCCACAUAUCGAAGUCCCGAAAUUUUUGUAAUACAAUUAUAUAAAUACUAUAAACUAUCCCUCUAUUAAAUGGUCACCUCUAUUAAGCGGCCGCGGCCACCCAAAGAGCGGUCCCAAAUGAUGUUUUAUGUCAAUUUUUACCUUUAUUAAGCGGCCAGCCUGCAGGAUUUACUUUGGCGCAACACCUUGCUUUAUUUGUAAAAUAAGGGUUAAAAAUUAAGUUUUAACAUAUGCCACUUUAUACCUCAAUAGCUUUACACAUCAAAAGCAUUGACUAUGCUCAGGGUCCAUUAUUUGCGUACCUCUAUUUUUAGCAGCCACCUCUAUUAAGCGGCCACAAAGCCGAUCCCCGAGGGUGGCCGCUUAAUAGAGGUUUGACUGUAUUCUAAGUUAGAGUAACCCAAAGCCGCGCGAUAAAUAGCUUUCUUUAAAGGUGUAUUACUGCGUGGUCGAACUCGAGUUGAGCGCAUUUACAUUUCUGACCGAACUUGAGGCAAACUGUUAGUUUUUGCAGUAUGACCAGUGUAAAUCAGGCCAGAUAUAAGUGCAUGACGAGGUGAUCUUCUCAAAGUCCUGUGUAUAUAUUCGUUCCAUUGAAAGCAUUUAAUAAAAAGAAAUUAAUCGUUUCAGGUCAUCUCGUGGAGGAUCCAGCUCCAAAACUUCCGCCAAGGCGGUCUAAAUCUGUGAGAGAUGACCGGGCCUACGUUAACUUGCCUGGAGGAGGUGAGACAUAUUUCCUUUAUUUAAUUUUGCAAAAACAGAUCCCUCUUUCUGUAUGUGUAGUAUUACAUCCAGGGGUUUUUUCAGGGAUUUUUUAGGGCCGGUAAACGGCCCCAAAAACUCAAUCUGGAAUUGAGUUUUGAAACUCAAUCUUCUCACCAAAGUUUCAGUGCAUUAAAAAUGAAGUUGUUUGAGUUAAAUUCGUGACGCGUGGAAAUUAGUUUUCAGUUGGAAACCCGACGAUUAAGAAGAAAUGGGUGGAAUUCAUCUCACAACACAAGAAAAACUAUGCAUUCGCCAUCUUUAACCAGUUUAUAGUAUCCCUCAGUGCCCCUGCUUUAACACAUUCCAUCUCAACUACAUUUUUUGAGUACAAGUGUAAGCCCCCCGGUAGGGGGGGGGGGGAGUGCAGCCACCCCAGCUGUUCAGCUAAACUCAAUCUUCUCUGCAAAAACGGACCCAAGAGAAAAUCCUGAAAAAAAACCUGACAUCAUCUCUUAGAAUCAAAUUCAUCUCUUGGAUUAAAGGACAUUGGCAAUAAAAAUUAGUUUGUCUCAUUCAAAAGAACUCUUAAAAUUAUAUAUUAAACUCUAUUACCGAUUUGUCAUAAUCGAUCAGUUCGAAUAGUUACCAGGAGCAACUAUGAAAUACGCUCCUCCCAAAUUUUGAACAACUUAAAUUGGCCGACACUAGAAGAUAGGCGAAUGAAACAAAAAUCUUGUCUAAUGUUCAAAGCAUUCCACAAAUUAGGUCCAUCUUAUCUUUCACGGCCGUUUAAUUGAACGAACUUAAUUCACAGUCAUGAUACAUGCCAUGUCGGCUUAUAUUGUCAUAACAUUGCAACAACCAGCUCGAAAGCUUUGGCUCCUCUGGUUGCCGUUCACAAUCUUUUUUUAAAGUACUCAUUAAAAUUUUAUUAUUUUCUUCUACUUUUGUAAUAUUACGUUACUUGAGAAAAAUCCUGUAAAUAGUGAAAUAAAAUUGAAUUGAAUUUAAUCAUAUCUUGCUUAGUUCUCGAAAUAUUUAGACCAAAAUUAAUUAAUGAGAUGUCCGCCAUCUUGGACGAAUUCUUGACCUCAUUAACUAUGGUUUUGAUGACGUCACGAGUUCGAUUAACCAUACAAAACUACUCUAAAAUGACCGAGUGACAAUCCAAAAUUGUUCUGAAUUUCAGACAGCAACCAGAAACGAUGUUUUGGACCCAUAUUGAUCGCUUACCCUCAAGAUAAAAACUUGGCCCCUGUCUGCAACUGCUUUCUACCGAAAGGAAUUAAUUAUUUUUUUAAUGGUUUAGGAGACAGGCCGCCUAGACCGCCGCUGCGCAAGGCUCACACCUUGGGGCGCUAAGAACGAUGUUGAAGAACUCCUCAAGGCUCCCUGUGGUUUCUUUUCCGUACGCAAGGUAACAUGGGAUACAUGGCACACGUCAUGCUUUCCCGCCAAAACACGCCUCAAUCUCAUUGGUCAAAAUUUUGCAAUGAUUUUUGACCCACUUUACAAUGCACAAAUAGAUAUAGUUUUCGGGAAAAGGUAAAAUGCAUAACCCUUCCUGAUGCACAAAUGUAUUUUAAGCGAUAAAGAAUAUAUAUAUUUAGAAUAGUUUUAUACGAUAUAUUUAUAAGCUUUUAUAUCUUGACAAUAAUUUUGCUACAAGCAAAAAUAAUUUUGAGAUGACUUUUCGAUGGCAAAGCCAUUCCUAUAUAUAUUCGCAAGGCACGUAAUUUGCAAGGCAUGCGUAACUAUCAUUAAAAGAAAUCACUGGCGUAUCGGUGGUUUUAUAUGUGAUAAAAAAUCAUGUUCAUUUACUUAAACUUUAGCUUUGAUUUUCUCGGCUUAAGGCCAUGUUACACGGUGCAAUUUUUCUUGCAACUUGCAAUGCAAUUCUACUUUUGAGAGAUGUAAAAUUGCCAAAUACGAGUCUUCGUUACACUCCGCUGAUGUUUUCUCAACAUAUCGAAAAUUCUUCACUGAUUUCACUAAUUCGCAUCUCUCAAGAGUAGAAUUGCAUUGCAAGUUGCAAGAAAAAUUGCACCGUGUAACAUGGCCUUUAGACUUAGACAACGUUUAGUUUUAAAAUCACUUGCCAAUGAACUCAUCAGAUCGGUCGUUUUUCAAGCCAUUUAAAACAUUCGCAGUCCGUGCUUCAGAUAUAAAAAACUUGAGCUACUAUAUCAGAUAAAGCACUUCUGCUUGUGUUUUAAAUACUUACAGUUUCAGGGCUUCCGUUUCCAGUGAUUGUUUUUCCGUUAAAACGAACAAGUUGCUAAGGGUCAAUGUCAAUGUUACUGUCACG